AUAGUGAUUGCCGCGCGCUGACACGUCGAGAGGAGGCAGGUCUCCACCGCACCAUGUUGUUGCGGCGCUGCGUGGCACUGUUCGCCCGGGACUGCGUGUGAGGGACUGCGCACAUGAGCCACGCAUGGCCCGGGUCCUGGCUCCGUCAGCAGGGGUGAGGUAGCUGUCAAGGCCGGAGAGGCGAGCUUUUUACGCCGCUAGAACCCCCCACCACCACCACCUCCAGCAACCUCCCAUGGGUGUCGCUGCUGCCGGGAGCGUCUUCACUUGGCCCGCAUGCAGCCGCGUCGUGCGGUGCGGCAAUCUGCAGAGUCGCUGGGCUCCGGCCGAUUUGGAGUGGUCGUCUUGUUCCGGAGAGCAGAGCCAGAGGACGUGCCGAUGUGAUGCCAGAGUUCAGCUGCAAAACAAAGAUCCAAGUGUAGGAAAGCCUUGGUAGAAGGUGCAGAUUGUCGUGCGAUCCGGUCCAUCCCGUCCGGUGCCGCCAUGUUCAGGAACAGCUUGAAGAUGCUGCUGACGGGGGGCAAGGCCAACCGCAAGAGUCGCAGCAGCGAUGGUGGGAGCGAGGACCUGGCAGACCCCCGCUCGCCCGGUCUAGACCCUCACCUGAGCCACUUUGGCCAAGGUGGCAGCGUGGACAGCGACUGUGCCUUCGAGGGAGACUACGCCGCCGUGCCGGCGCUCUCCAUGGCCGAGGGCGUGCAGCACGUUCGCAUGAUGGAGGGCGUGUCACGCUCGCUGCCCUCCUCGCCGCUGCUCGGCCACCAGGCGCUCGGCGUCAGGCUGCACGCCGUCAAGAAGCUCACGGCCCCUCUGCGGAAAGGAAAGUUUGUGGAGAGCCCUCGCAUUCCGCAAUCGGAGCUCGGCUCCCCCGACCCCACCAAGAAUCCCCACCUGGACAGAUCCUGCCCAGGGGAGUCAAGCCAGGAGCUGGGCCCCCCCCCCUCGGUGGAUGAAGCAGCCAACACAUUGAUGACGCGCCUGGGAUUCCUUCUGGGAGACAAAGUGAGCGAGGGGCCAGCCGGUCCCCACUAUAGCAUGGAGGAGCCUGAGGCCAGACAGGGCCAGAACCAGAGGAUCAGCCCAUGCUCCACCCUGACCAGCAGCACUGCCUCCCCCCCUGCAGGCAGCCCCUGCUCCACCCUGCCCCCCGCCAUGCCGGGCCAGGCCGGCGCCAAGGACUGCGCCUACGGUUCCGUCACCAGUCCCACCUCCACGCUGGAGAGCCGGGACAGCGGGAUAAUUGCCACGCUGACCAGCUACUCUGAGAACAUGGAGCGCGGCGGCAAACACGGCGAGGGCUCCCGGGGCAACUUGAAGCUGUGGCAGUCGCAGAAAUCAGGCAUGGACUCCUUCUUGUACCGCGUGGACGAGAACAUGACGGCGUCCACCUACAGUCUCAACAAAAUCCCAGAGCGCAGUCUGGAGAGCAUGUCCUCCCACUCGGCCCACUCCAUCCCUCUGUACCUCAUGCCCCGCCCCAACUCUGUGGCCGCCACCAGCUCGGCCCACCUGGAAGACCUGGCAUACCUGGAUGAGCAGAGACACACGCCGCUACGCACCUCUCUGCGCAUGCCCAGACAGAGCACCACCUGUGGGCCGGGCCACUCGGGCCAGGACUUGAGAGCUUCCACCAACAACUCCCACGCCUGGCAGUCGCAGUCACUGCGUUUCACUCCGUAUCGGCCACAGGACAUCGCCCUCAAGCCGCUGCUGUUCGAGGUGCCGUCCAUCACCAUGGACUCGGUCUUCACAGGCCGGGAGUGGCUCUUUCAGGAGAUUGACGCCCACCUCAACCGGCCCACCUGCGGCAGCAGUCGCGGCGUGGUGGUGGUGGGCAACAUUGGCUUUGGCAAGACGGCCAUCGUCUCCCGCCUCGUGGCGCUCAGCUGCCACGGCACCCGCAUGAGGCAGAUCGCCUCCGACAGCCCGCAGGCCUCGCCCAAACAUGGGGAGGGGCUCCCUCUCAGCCAGCCUCAGCCCACCCACGGCACCCUGGGGGGAGGCAGCUGUCCCGGCACCCCCGAGAUGAGACGACGUCAGGAGGAGUCCAUGAGGAGGCUGGCCUCUCAGGUGGUGGCCUACCACUACUGCCAGGCGGACAACGCCUACACCUGCCUGGUGCCCGAGUUUGUGCACAACGUGGCGGCUCUGCUGUGCCGCUCACCUCACCUGGUGGCCUACAGGGAGCAGAUGCUGAGAGAGCCGCACCUCCAGAGCAUCCUGAGUCUGCGCUCCUGCGUCCAGGACCCCCUGGCCUCCUUCAGGAGGGGGGUGCUGGAGCCUUUGGACGCUCUUUAUAAAGAGAGGAAGAUCAACUCCGAGGAGGACCUCAUCGUCCUCAUUGACGGUCUGAACGAGGCGGAGUUCCACAAGCCAGACUACGGCGACACCAUCGUCUCCUUCCUCUGCAAGACCAUCAACAAGUUCCCUCCCUGGCUCAAACUGGUGGUGACAGUCAGAACCACCUUGCAGGAGAUCACCAACCCGCUGCCGUUCCACCGCAUCUCCCUGGACUCACUGGAGGAGAACGACGCCAUCGACCAGGACCUGCAGGGCUAUAUCCUGCACCGCAUCCACAGCAGCCCGGAGAUCCAGAACAACAUCUCGCUCAACGGCAAGAUGGACAACACCACUUUUGGGAAGCUCAGCGGCCACCUGAAGGCCCUGAGCCAGGGCUCCUACUUGUACCUCAAGCUCACCUUUGACCUCAUUGAGAAGGGCUACCUGGUCCUCAAGAGCUCCAGCUACAAGGUGGUUCCGGUCAACCUGGCGGAGGUGUACCUGCUGCAGUGCAACAUGCGCUUCCCCACACAGUCGUCGUUUGAGCGGGCGCUGCCCCUCCUCAACGUGGCCGUGGCGUCCCUCCACCCGCUGACCGACGAGCAGAUCUACCAGGCCAUCAACGCCGGCUCGCUGCAGGGCACCCUGGACUGGGAUGACUUCCAGCAGCGCGUGGACAACUUAUCCGUCUUUCUGGUGAAGAGGAGGGACGGCACCCGCAUGUUUGUCCACCCGUCCUUCAGGGAGUGGUUGAUAUGGCGGGAGGAAGGAGAGAAGACCAAGUUCCUGUGCGACCCCAGGAGCGGCCACACCCUUCUGGCCUUCUGGUUCUCUCGGCAGGAGAACAAGCUGAACCGGCAGCAGACCAUCGAGCUGGGCCACCACAUUCUCAAAGCACAUAUCUUCAAGGGCCUCAGCAAGAAAGUGGGCGUCUCCUCCUCCAUCUUGCAAGGCUUGUGGGUGUCCUACACCUCAGAGGGUCUUUCGGCCGCACUGUCAUCUCUGAGAAACCUCUACACGCCCAACAUCAAGGUGAGUCGUCUGCUGAUGCUGGGCGGGGCUAAUGUCAACUACCGCACGGAGGUGCUUAACAACGCCCCCGUGCUGUGCGUCCACGCCCACUUGGGCUACAUGGACAUGGUGGCACUACUGCUGGAGUUCGGUGCCUUCGCCGACGCCCCCUCUGAGAGCGGCCUCACACCGCUUGGCUAUGCCGCCGCCGGGGGCCACAUGGCCAUUGUGACGGCGCUGUGUCGCAGGCGGACCAAGGUGGACCACUUGGACAAGAACGGCCAGUGCGCGCUAGUGCACGCGGCCCUCAGGGGCCACAUGGAGGUGGUGAAGUUCCUCAUCCAGUGCGACUGGAGCGGCGGGCCACAACAGCACUCGCCACAGAGCCAGCAGCAGGCCAGCUUCACCAAGAGCUACGCCGUGCAGCAGGCCCUUGUCGCUGCCGCCAGUAUGGGCUACACGGAGAUUGUGUCCUACCUGCUGGACCUGCCCGAGAAAGACGAAGAGGAGGUGGAACGAGCGCAGAUCAACGACUUUGACUCGCUGUGGGGAGAGACAGCUCUCACAGCAGCCUCCGGUCGAGGAAAGCUGGAUGUUUGCCGCCUGUUGCUGGAACAGGGCGCCGCCGUGGCUCAGUCCAACAGACGAGGCAUCGUCCCGCUGUUCAGUGCCGUCCGGCAGGGUCACUGGCAGAUCGUGGACCUCCUACUCACGCACGGCGCCGACGCCAACCUGGCGGACAAGCAGGGUCGCACGCCGCUCAUGAUGGCUGCCUCAGAGGGACACCUGGGGACUGUGGAGUUUCUGCUCUCCCAAGGAGCCUCCCUGUCUCUGACGGACAAGGAGGGCCUGACCGCGCUCAGCUGGGCAUGCCUCAAAGGCCACCUGCCCGUCGUGCGCUCCCUGGUGGAGAGCGGUGCCGCCACCGAUCAUGCUGACAAGAACGGCCGCACACCUCUCGACCUGGCUGCCUUCUACGGCGACUCUGACGUGGUCCAGUUCCUGGUGGACCACGGGGCCAUGAUCGAGCACGUGGACUACAGUGGCAUGCGUCCUCUGGACCGUGCGGUGGGAUGCAGGAACACGUCGGUGGUGGUGGCUCUGCUCAAGAAAGGCGCCAAGAUAGGAUGUCAGACGCUGCCCAGUCGGCCCCGAGGUCCGGCCACGUGGGCCAUGGCCACCUCCAAACCCGACAUCAUGAUCAUCCUGCUCAGCAAGCUCAUGGAGGAGGGCGACGGCUUCUACAAGAAGGGGAAGGUGAAGGAGGCGGCACAGCGCUAUCAGUACGCCCUCAAAAAGUUCCCGCGCGAAGGCUUCAGCGAGGACCUCAAGACCUUCAGGGAGCUGAAAGUUUCUCUCUUCCUCAACCUGUCCCGAUGUCGGAGGAAAAUGAACGACUUCGGGAUGGCUGAGGAGUUUGCCACCAAGGCUCUGGAGCUGAAACCCAAAUCCUACGAGGCCUACUACGCCAGGGCCCGGGCCAAGCGUAGCAGCAGGCAGUUCCCAGAAGCCUUGGAGGACCUGAGUGAAGCCAUGAGGCAGUGCCCCAACAACCGCGAGAUCCAGCGGCUGCUGCAGCGCGUGGAGGAGGAGUGUCGCCAGCUGAGCCAGGGCGGGGAGCACCAGCAGACAGACCUGGAGCUGGAGCCGCCCCCCUCCCCUCCUCCGACACCUCCCCCAGAGGAGGACACCCUGUCCCUCUCCAUGCCGCUCCCGCCACCCCCAGAGCCCCGUCUGGAGGACAUGGAGCCCGUUCAAGACCUCUUUGAGGACGAGGACUACCUGGAGCAGGAGCUAGAGGCCAUGUCUAUGGGCCUGCCCCUGCCUGAGUCCCUCACCAACCCUUCCAGCCUCCCCAUUAUACAGAGCCCCCCACUGUCCCCCACGCACCCAGACCAGAUCUACCUUGCAGGAGGUUCUCCAAUGGGCCAGCCUUAUGAGUAUCAUCCCACCUCAUCCUCCAUGUCCUCCCCGACCCGCGGCUCCUACCAGACCACGCCGCCCUCCCUCUCCCCGACGCAUCACAACUCCCAUUAUCGGCACAGCCCGCCCCACACCUCCCCAGUGCACCAGCCGUCAUACCGCUUCAGCCCGCCCCCCAUGGGCGGCCAGGGGAUGGACCGCCAGAGCCCUCCGCCUUCGCCUCUGCGUCGGGCUGCCCAGUACAGAGCCAGUCCACCCAUGGAGAGCGUUUGUCUCUACAGGUCCCAGUCUGGCUCGCCUGUGCGCUACCAGACGGAGCAGCACCCUGGUCGCCCCAAAUCCCCCCUGUCCAAGAUGAGCAACCAGCGGUCCUUCCAGCUCAGCUCCCAGCCCUCCUUGUCGUCCCAGCACCACCAAGCCCAAGGCCUUCGUCUUCAGCCCUCCAUUGCCCAGAUUGUGCGGACAAACCAGCCCAGCAGUGUGAUGGGCAACAGCGGCUACGUGGGCCAGAUGGGCCAUUCCAUGGGGAAUCGGUACCAGGGCGGCUCGGUGGAUGUGGACAACCGACUGGUGUACCAGCCUUCCCUGGACGGGCGCUCCAUGUCCCAGGUGCAGGCCAGCCUCAGCUCUGGUGCCCUCUGUCAGCACGGCGGCCGAGGAGGGGUCAUGGAGUCGGGCCUGUUGAAGGACGAGCUACCCCAGCGCCCCUCCUCUGCCUACCGCGCCAGCAGCGGGGCCCCGGCCGGCAUGCGUUACAGCCAGACACCUCAGAUCAGUCGCAGUCAGUCGGCCGCCUACUACCCCGUCUCUGAGCACGUGCUGGAGCGCGCUAACGCCAUGCCUCCCUGCCAGCUGGGCUCCCCCGAGAUCCCGCAUAUGGUGAGACGUCCUGUCAGUGCCAACACCACCGAGAUGAAGCCGCACGUGCCCACGCCCAGGCCCCUCAUCCACUCCCAGAGCGUUGGCCUUCGGUUCUCCCCCUCCAGCAACAACAUCUCCACCGGAUCCACCUCCAACUUGGCGCCAAGCUUCAGGCCUUCAGAGAUCCCCUUGCAGCCCGCCUAUGAGCGCCCCUGCGACGACAUCUCGCCCAUCUCUCCCUCGCAGGGUGGAGGGGGGCUGUAUCAGGGCGAGCCCCCACGUUCUCGUAACACCCCCUUCAUGGGCGUUAUAGACAAGACGGCGCGGACUCAGCAGUACCUGCAUCAGCCCUCACGGUCCCGUGCCAUGACAUCCAUGGACUCGGCCAUCAGCCCCACCUCUCCUAGCCAGCUGGUCCAGCAGGGCUCCACUUACAGCCCCCCCACCUCUCUGGGCAACAUCGCCUACUACAAUAAGACCAACAAUGCGCAGAAUGGACACCUGCUGGAGGAGGACUACUACUCCCAGACUCCGCCCCCCUUGCUGGGCAAGCUUGCCAAUGGCUCGCGCGGCACGGGGGACAUCCUGGAGCGGGUGAGCCAGGUGCCCACCUACCCCGACGUAAAGGUGGCCAGGACUCUGCCUGUGGCACAGGCCUACCAGGACAACUUGUACCGCCAGCACUCCCGGGACUCCCGCACCCAAGGGCCCACCUCCCCCAUCAAACCAAAGAGACCGUUUGUGGAGUCCAACGUGUGAUUGGACCGCCAGGAACUUUUCGGCAGGCAGCAGCAGGACUCAACUUGAAGAACUCCGACACUUGAAAGGGUCUUGACUCGACUGACAGCUACGCUUUGACUUCACCAUCUAAUAAAACGUUCCAGGUUCUGACGACGACCACCGAUGCGCUUCUUCCAAAAAAAAAAAUGCUGAGUGGCGACACGUGGGACGGGGACUGGGUGGGGCGGGGGGUGUGUUUAAACUCCUAGGACUCUUCAUCUGGUGUUCUUUCAAAGUGUGCUCUUCACCACGGUUGCUCGAUGUAAUACAGUAUUCUAUGUCCUAUAGUGUACAUGGCUCCCAAAUACACACAACGCAGUACUUAUAGAGGAAAAGUGACGAUAUUUAUAAUUAAGUUAUACCUGUAUAUUGUACAUAGAGGUCAAAGGAAGCAUAGUUGCCUUCGCGCCGCCGCCGCCACUGCUGCUCGUACAAGGAAGGAGGGACAGACGCUCACCGAUUCCAGAAUUGAAUCGAAUCUCAAGCUAAUGAGUCGCUUGGUUGGUUGCUUUGGUUGUGCACAGAGCAGGAAGUGCAUGAAUGUACCUUUUUAGCUGCAAAAAAUGUAAAAAAAAAACAAAAAACAUUUGAGCGUGGGUGAAAGACGUUUGUCCCUCCUGGCUUUACGACAUCCACCUUCAUCCCGCCUCCUUUGCUUUCUCCGCCGCCGCCACCGCCUGCUGGGUUGCCAACUAAACGGCCCAUUUUACCUUUUUAUUUUUGUAUGACUCGUGGAGCCGUGGAGAAAGCGGGCGUGCGAGCGGCGAUGUCUCAUCACUGCGGGAAACAGCGGCGAGAAAAGGAAGUUUUUAAGACGAUGAAGAUGUAUAGACUUUCUAGCACAAGUUGUACAUAGCGGCCGCUUAAAGGUUAAUGAUGUUUGGACUUUGCGGCGUCUAAAAGUCAAAUGAAUAUCUUAACGGGAGUUCCACCUGGUACCGGAGAUGUCCCGCUUAUCUUUACCAAGAUGAAGGUAUAACGUGUAUUAUACUUACUUUGAUCUUCUACAUUGAAGGGUGUAUGGUUCAAGUGUGUGUGUGUGUGUUAGCUGGCUGUAAAUAGUCUGAUGCAUGUUCUAUUCUUCUCAAGCGGAAACAACAUGUAUAGCAGGCUGGUGUGUCCCUCAUCCUCCCCCUUUGUCCUUCUUUUCUUAUUAUUUCCUUGGCGUAUUUGCUUGCUGAGCAGAGUUCUCUUGUCUGUACAUGUGAGCUUUCAGAUCGCUGUGAGAAAAAAGAAAUAACUAUUAAAAAAACAAAGUUAAACAGAAUGUGUUUUUAUCUCAUACUAACUGAUUGUAACCGGUACAGUAAAAAUGGUGUGUGGGGGAAAAUAACAUUAUUUGUAAAUGGUUAGCUGCUGAAACACGGUAUGUUUAUUUUGAACAUUUUGAUUAGUCAUUAUUUUUAAUUGCUUUUUUUUAAACAUUUUUAUUUAAGUUUUUUUCUUACACUUUAUAUUUUUAUUGAAGUCAUUUUGAAUUUUAUAUUUACACUUUUAGCAUUAUUUUCUAAUGAAGGCAUUUUUAUUUAUUACUUUUUACAUUUUGUUUGUCAUUUUUAUUUUUUUAACUUUCCUUAGUCAUUGUUUAAAAUGUUCUAAAGUCUUUUUUACACUUGUCACUUAUAUUUGCAUUCAUUUUACCUUUUUUUACACUAAGUCUUUUUUAUUUUUCACAGAUUUGUAUUUAUUUGUUUACUGCCUAUCACCUUUUGAAACAUUCAUAGACAUAUCUUUUGAAACAUUCAUAGACAUAAUUACAUGUCCAAAGUGCAUUUUAGAGGAAUUUAAGAAGGAAAUGUCAAGGAAAUGAGGAAUAACAUGAUACUGCAUCCAUACAAAUAAUGUCUGCAACCCACUUAGUUGAGAACCAUUGGUGCUCAAAGCCAUAUAUAUAUAUAUUCAUAUCAAAUCAAUCUAUAGCAUAAAAACCCUGUACAAUUAUUAUUAUUGCCGUCCCCCAUGGUGAAAGUACUCUAGUCCCUCUUCUUGCGUGUCACAAGGUGCACCAGUCCGGGCACCAGUGCCAUCACGAUGGGAGGCACCGCGGCGAACUUGACGAAGAUCAGCGAGUAGUAGAGCGCCGGCGGCUGCACGGGCAGCGGCAGGCGGUAGACGUGGUACAAGCCCAUGGACGAAAGGGCCAGAGACAAAGCCUGCGGCGCCCACGGCAAGCGCCAGCCACCGGGCUUCCAGUACUCCGCCAGGCCCAAACCCAGCAGGAUCCCGCAGUCCCGGGUCAGAGAGGAGAAAGGGGCCACGUCGG
Molecule: messenger RNA, 9118 nt
Organism: Dunckerocampus dactyliophorus (ringed pipefish)
Lineage: Eukaryota; Metazoa; Chordata; Actinopteri; Syngnathiformes; Syngnathidae
Gene: tanc2b
Product: tetratricopeptide repeat, ankyrin repeat and coiled-coil containing 2b
Exons: 30
Coding region: 484-6834 (2116 amino acids)
Biological process (GO): regulation of dendritic spine morphogenesis
Cellular component (GO): dendritic spine
Molecular function (GO): protein binding
Source: RefSeq, a predicted model, not a curated record